AUGUCGAAACGUGAUCAGUCCCAUUUGCACUUUGGUAAGAUCACGGAAGAAACGAAGAAACAAAAAUUACAUUCGCAACAUGAGGAUGAUUCAUCAGUCAUACUGGUUCGAACACAUGAAAAUGUGAGAAUGAUGAUGGUUGAUUUUUCAACUACUUCUUGUCGUGAUGAAAUCAAUCAGAAUGGUUUAAAUCAUGACGAUGACUCUAUUCGGAGAUUGGAAUUAUUAUUGAAAACGAAAUUCUCACGACAACAAAUGGGGAAAAAGAAAUGGGUUUUGAAUCGGGAAUUGAAAUAUAAAGAUUUCUUUCCAGUGGAAUUUAUCCAUGACAAAGAAUUUGUCUUGAAUCAUAUUAAAAAGUAUGGUUAUGGAUUGCAAUAUUCACCCAGCCUUCAAGGAGAUCGAAAUUUUGUGUUGCAAGCGGUUCAGCACAACGGUAUGGAGAUACAAUUUGUAAGCGAUCAUGUUCGCAAUGACAAACAAGUUGUAUUGGAAGCUAUCAAGCAAAAUGAAUACGCAUUGGAAUUUACUUUUUCAAUUUUUUGUAGAUAUGGAUGGAAAUUUAUUUUGGAAGUACUUCCAUAUUGCCCUGAAGCGAUGGGCAGGGCUUCCACAGAGCAAAGGAAAGACAGAGAAAUGGUUAAAUCUGCAAUGAAAAUUAAUGGCUUGGCAUUACGUUUCAUUCAUUUGAACAUAGAUUCCAAACAUGACCAGGAAAUUGUAUUGGAAGCAAUCAAACAGAAUAAGGAUGCGCUUCGAGAGGCAACGGACUUUUUUCUCAAAGAUCAUGAUUUCUUAUUGAAAGCUCUCAAAUUAAUAUAUCCAGAAUUUGAAUCGUUGGAUUCCUUGUAUUAUUCAAAGAAAGAAGUCAUGAUCAAACUUGUUCAAGAUUUUGACUUUUUUCUCCAAUUUGCAUCCAACGAACUCAGAAACGAUCGAGAGUUUGUUUUACAUGCAGUCAGAAAUGGUAAUUCCAUAUUUUUUGCUUCUGAAGUAUUGAGGAGUGACAAAGAAAUUGCACUUGCAGCUGUCAACCAUAAUGGUUAUGCAUUGAGGUUCAUUUCCGAUCACUUGAAGCGAGACAAAGAAAUUGUGCUGGCUGCUAUUAAUCAAGAUCCACUUUCCCUUAGUUGCGCACCAGAAGAUGUAAGGAACGACAAAGAUGUUGCUGUGAGACAUGACGGUUAUGCUCUCCAAUGCGCAUCAGAACAGCUAAAGAAUGAUAAAGAGAUAGUGUUGACUGCUGUCAGGCAAAAUGGAUUCGCCUUAUAUCACGCUGAUGACGUACUGAAAAAUGAUCAAGAAGUUGUUUUCGAAGCCAUCAAAAAAGAUUCGGAAACUUUAAAACACGCUUCUAAGAAACUUUUACGUGACAAGCAAUUCUUGUUGGAGGCCAUCAAGCUUGGAUGCAAAAACGUUCUUCGUUUUGCACCAAGAAAAUUUGAACACGACAAGGUGUUUUUAUUACAAGCCAUCAAACAUAACUGUUUGGGAGUUUUUGGAUAUGAUGUCAAAAGGUUUGGAAAUGACAAGGAAAUAAUGUUAGAAGCAGUGAAGCAAAAUGGAUAUGCUUUGUGGUUUGCCGCUGAAGAAUUACAACAUGAUAGGGAACUUGUAAUGGAAGCACUCAAAUGCAAUGGUUUUGUUUUGGAAUAUUGUGAUGAACUGUAUCAAGAAAGAAUGGAACAUUGUUAUUAUGGAGCCUAUUUAGGCACAAAUCGGGAUUGA
Messenger RNA from Naegleria lovaniensis, 1728 nucleotides. RefSeq lists its product as uncharacterized. The record is from RefSeq and is a predicted model, not a curated record. NCBI's taxonomy places the organism in Eukaryota, Heterolobosea, Eutetramitea, Acrasida, Naegleriidae. The coding region runs from base 1 to 1728 and encodes 575 amino acids. The transcript has a single exon.